Messenger RNA from Umbelopsis ramanniana AG, 997 nucleotides. RefSeq lists its product as uncharacterized. NCBI's taxonomy places the organism in Eukaryota, Fungi, Mucoromycota, Umbelopsidomycetes, Umbelopsidales, Umbelopsidaceae. Gene Ontology annotation, molecular function: phosphotransferase activity, for other substituted phosphate groups. The record is from RefSeq and is a predicted model, not a curated record. Gene Ontology annotation, cellular component: membrane. Gene Ontology annotation, biological process: phospholipid biosynthetic process. Bases 92 to 802 code for a protein of 236 amino acids. The transcript is spliced from 3 exons.
CUCAGUUUUUUUGAGCCACGCUUGGCCAACUCGUAUUUAUUGCAAUACGACAUAUUUCUUUCUUCACUUCACUUCGCUGCUUGCUCUCAACAUGUCCAAGAAAGCAGAAUCCACAAGUAAAAAAAUCUCAGAGACCGAUCAGAACCUGAUCAACCCUACUGGUCACUUCUCCAUGGUCCGUAAUUUCCAACUCGCUGACUUGAUCACCUUGUUGAAUGGAGUGUGCGGUGCCAUGUCCAUAUUUUCCAACAUGCGUUAUCUCGUCUCCAACGAUCCAAAAGACCUUUAUACUGCCAUGGGAUUCAUGCCUUUUGGUCUUUUCUUUGAUUUUAUGGACGGCCGAGUCGCAAGGUGGAGGAACCGUAGCAGCUUGCUCGGACAAGAGCUGGAUAGUUUGGCCGAUGUGAUUUCAUUUGGUGUGGCCCCAGCUGCCUUAGCGUUCACAGUGGGUAUGCGUACAACUUUGGAUACCCUCAUCUUGACAUAUUUCGUUUCAUGCGGUAUCGCUCGUCUUGCUCGUUUCAAUGCCACAGUCGCUUUGUUGCCCAAAGAUAAUACUGGCAAGAUCUCACAUUUCGAAGGUCUUCCCAUCCCAAGUUCACUGGGUUUGGUUGCCGUACUUGCCUACCUUGUCAUUGGCAAGGGCUUAUUGCACGCUGACCAGUUCCCAUACGGCGUGAUUGAUUUGGCUCAGUUGGUAGGCGUUGACUCAAAGCUUGGCCAAGUGCAUGCUUUUACUUUGCUUUUCGCCAUCCAAGGCACAGCCAUGGUCUCCAAGACUUUGAAGAUCCCCAAGCCGUAAAUGCUUCCCCUGAUCGUACAUAUUCCUGCUAACUGCAUACGCCAUGUAACCUUGUCAUAAAUAAAGACGAAACGUAGACGAUGUAAAUACACACGGACCCUGUUUGAACUUUCACUUGAUCAUUAUUGGUUUUUGUUCAAUCAGUUAACGAAAGAUGGAAUAAGGUGGAAAGGUUUUACAAAGUACUCGGGAUAU